Messenger RNA from Phytophthora nicotianae INRA-310, 3122 nucleotides. RefSeq lists its product as hypothetical. The transcript has a single exon. The record is from RefSeq and is a predicted model, not a curated record. Lineage: Eukaryota; Oomycota; Peronosporomycetes; Peronosporales; Peronosporaceae. Gene Ontology annotation, cellular component: mitochondrial inner membrane. Bases 41 to 910 code for a protein of 289 amino acids. Gene Ontology annotation, biological process: ubiquinone biosynthetic process.
CGCACAAUAAUGGAGAUACCAUUCCUGAAGUUGUUCGCUUAUGACACAGAUGUUGCGCUCUCGCUUGGCGUCAGCGGCGACACGUGCGACCUCGCGGGUGUGCACGCGUAUUCCGCCUACGAAUCCAAUUGCCACUUCUUUCUCGAGCCAGGCUUUGGACCCCGUGGCUGGUUUGCCGCAGCGACGCGUGCAGUAUGAAUCGCAUAUGCCGACGACGCCGCUGCAGAAGCUCGCCCUGUCAGUCACGUCAGCGCUGACUGUGUUCGCGAACCCGGAGCGCGGCGACAUGUUGGCUGCUCUAGGCGAAGUCACAGGUCGCGAUGCGUUGCGUCGUAUCCAUGCGCGCAUGUGUGCCGACCCUGUGGGAGCGCGUAUCUUGGCCGAGAAGCCUGUGAUCCGCAAUGAAAACAUCGACAUGGACUACCUGCGCGCGCUGCCGGCCGAGUCGUUUGGCCGUCAUUACGCCACGUUCAUGGACUCGCAUGGUUUUGACGCCGAUGGACGCUCGCUCGUGCGCUUCGUGGAUGACCCGGAGCUCGCCUACGUCAUGCAGCGUCACCGCGAGUCCCAUGAUUUCUGGCACACGCUGUUCAACGUGCCCCCGACGGUGCUGGGCGAGAUCGCUCUUAAGUACGUCGAGAUGGCGCACUCCAAGCUGCCUGUGAGUGCUCUGAGUGCAUUUGUGGGCCCGCUGCGUCUCACCAGCGAGGAACGUUGCCUUCUGAUGAAGGUAUAUGUGCCCUGGGCCAACCGCGCGUCCAAGAACGCGCACUCGCUGCACUGCGUCAUGUAUGAAGAGGAGUUCGAAACUCCAAUUGAGGAGCUACGUCAACGACUUAAUAUUGAGGUCGCUCCCUCGCUCCCUGACUCGUCUGAGCACUACAAACGCCACAAGGAUGACAAGCACUGAUGCUAUCGACUCAAAAGAACGAGAAUAUCACUCAAUUUAUGUUAAUGAGACCGAGUAUUCGCCGAAUUCACGACUUGCUCGCCCCAAACAGAUCGUACUCGUUAUCACUAUCGCGGUAAUCUUGAGCAGCAGCGUCUUUUUCGGACACACCGUGACUCUGCACACUGUUAUCUCUCCAAGUCUGAGUACUUGCGAUUUGUCCACUAAUUGGCACUGCGUGAGCUUGAGGUUGUGCUUGGUUAAAGUCGAUAGCUUCGUGAAGUGUUGGCGGCGGGGCCACAGUCUGGAGUACAGGUUCGCGUACAGCUGAACGCAUGGCAGAAGUAGCAGCAGUGGAGAUGGACAAGUCGGGAGUGCUUUGAAUAUUUGUAUCAGCUCUUGCUAUAGUCGGUGGCGGUGUCAGCGCUGGUGAUGACGAAGAUGGCCCGUGUCCACUACUCGACCGACGUGAUUGCUGGGCCGGUGACGAUAGAUUUUGCAGCUCAACUCGAGCCGGGACUUCUGGAGGCGACAUGGGACCUGGAGUAUUCGGCGAGAGAAACGGAUUGUGUGCGGCCUCGCACUGAAAAUCGUACGAGUAGUUCAUGUCCAUGAUUGGCUUCACUGGAGGCUUCUUCUUCACAGAAGUCGUCGUAUCCAGGGAGCUCAGACUUUUCGAGACUGCUUGAGUUGAUGAUGGCAAUGGAAACAGUUCGUUGUACUCAGCACUGGACUCGCUGUACACACUUCUCCCUCCAUCACUUGUCAUGCUGGCAGCAAGGCUAUUGUUCCCUGUGUACUGGAGUCGGGCAAGUUGAGCAGACGAUUUAAAGGCGGCAUAUUUCGGAAUUGAGUCAAUCUCCAAGCACUCGUACUCACCCAUACUCACAGGACUUAACGGACCCUCCGGUGUGUCUCCAUCCGACAGUGGGUACUCAGGCACUGCACCACCACCCGACGUCCCAUUCGGCAGACUCUGGACACUACUACUAGCCGAAGCACCAGCACUGCUUACCCCUUUGGCGUACGGGUCAACUGGGCGUCGAUACGAGUCCGUAAAAGGGUUCAUGGCGUCGUUAUCUGCCUCUGCUCGUGCAGAUGCUUGGGCUCUGGACGUCUGUCCAAUGGUCCCUGAUGACGUCGAUCUAGCGAACUCCUUGCUCCCAAACAUCUCGGAGAAAGCGCCUGUAAUCUCCGUCCCCAAAGCUGACAUCUCCGAGCUGAACUCUGCCGCUGUCGUCGACUGUGCUCGGACUACAUGUACUGGGGGCCGACCAUCCGAUCCUGCAGUGCUAGUAUCUUUUCCAUUCACAGGCGCAUUCUUCAACGUGACAGUUGUCGAUAAUAUCUGCAGAUAGGCGUCCAGAUCUUCGCGACAGCCUUCGGCGCCCACUUGGCCCGUCACAGCGUACUCCGUCAGCAGCGUGUUGGCCAGCAACACGAGCUCGCUGAUCUGGUUCAGCCGCUUCUCCAUUUUACUGUUCCAAUCGCCCAUUCCUACGACCCAGCGACCUGCAUCCGCCACGUACGCGACGCUAGAUCUACAGACAGCAAUACAGAGUAUGAAUAUGAUGCUAUCCGUGCCAAGCUCUACAAUACUACAUCUGCGACUCACUCUAACUCGUCGCGAAUCUCGUCUCGGUACUCGUAGCAGCGCUGGAAUAGCAGCGUCGCUGUGUCCAUUACGCCUGAGCGAUUGCAAUACAAGCAACGAUCUGUCAGUGAAUGCACAAAGAAGUUGUCGAUCGAUGGCAACGUACACGUUGGCAAGUUCGGCCCCAUCCGUUGGAAGAACUUUUCGAAGUAAAUCACCUGUCAGUAGGCCACAUACACCACCAUUUACAAUGCACAUCGUUGGGUUAUUGUGUCCUUCUGCAAGGCGGCGGCAGUGUGGAUGCAGCAUACAGGAUGGCGCUUACCUUCUUCAUGAAAGUGGCGAGGUGCUCUUCCACGCGGGCGAUGGCUGUCAUCGACUUGCCGAUACUCGAGAUUGACUGGCCGGCGCUGAAGAUCGACGUCAUGGCGACUCAACGGGGAUAUAUAGAGAGAGGAGAGCAGAAGCUGCGUGGGCAGGCGGAGUCGAUGGAGUCGGUGAUGGAGCUCCUGCUUGCGCUUGGUGUUCUUCAGAAGCCGAAAAAUCCCAUAGUAUAGGUUUUGAAAGACUUACAACAAUCAAGUGAGAGGGACAUUAUGCAUUAACAGAGUGCUGAUUGAAGUGCGUGUCAAGGUUGAA